Messenger RNA from Portunus trituberculatus (swimming crab), 1583 nucleotides. RefSeq names its product L-galactose dehydrogenase-like. The transcript has 9 exons. Bases 208 to 1278 code for a protein of 356 amino acids. Gene Ontology annotation, molecular function: L-galactose dehydrogenase activity. NCBI's taxonomy places the organism in Eukaryota, Metazoa, Arthropoda, Malacostraca, Decapoda, Portunidae. Gene Ontology annotation, cellular component: cytosol. The record is from RefSeq and is a predicted model, not a curated record.
CUUCAAGGCCACGACACGCCAUGGUGCAGACCACUGUUUGUUGAUUCUGUAAUGCGCACUCCCUUGAUAACACGAUAAAAGGGACCCGAGAAGAGACACAGAACACGCCUUGUUAGUCAGUCUUCUGACACCGUUCCUGCCACUGCUAAGCAAGACCUCGCGAUCCACGGAGUACAAUUAAUCAAGGAAGGACAAACGUCAGACGCCAUGCAGCCACCAACCUUCGUGCAAGGCUUCCACGACUCCGAGGCUGUCUCCAGGAUGACUUACCACCCACUUGGCGACACCGGGCUGCAACUGUCCCGCCUCUCUCUUGGUGGUACCCCUUUCGGUGGGCUAUAUGGAGAAGCUACAGAGCAAGCCUAUAUUGACACCAUCCAUCUCGCUCUCAAGUCUGGAAUCAACUACAUCGACACCUCUCCGUGGUAUGGCAAUGGGCGGAGCGAGAUGGUGCUGGGUAAGGCCCUGAAGGACGUCCCUCGAAGCUCUUUCUACAUCGGCACCAAGGUGGGUCGCUACGAGCCUGUGCCUGAACGAAUGUUUGACUUUUCUGCCAAGCGAGUGGCGCAGAGCGUUGACCACAGCCUGCAGCUGCUGGGCCUCGACUACGUGGACCUCAUCCAGGUGCACGACUUUGAGUUUGCCGAGAACCUGGACAUUAUCGUGGAGGAGACACUGCCGGCCCUGCAGAAGGUCGUGGACAGCGGGAAGGCAAGGUUCAUCGGCAUCACCAGCUACUCAGUGAGCCUCCUCAAGGAACUGGUUGAACGGUCACCGGUCAAGAUCAGCGCCAUUUUGUCUUACGCGCGCAACACACUCAUCGACGACAUCCUCGAGGGCUUCAUGCCUUUCUUCAAGUCCCGGAACAUUGGAGUGAUCUGCGCCAGCCCAGUGGCCAUGAGGCUGCUGACCUACAACCCUGUUUUGCCGGAGUGGCACCCCGCACCACAGUACAUGAGGGACGCCUGCCACUCAGCCGCCCUCUUCUGCAAAGAGGCUGGCGUGAACUUGGCGCGCCUGGCGGUACAACACGCGCUGCGGCUGGAGGGCAUCACCACGCAUCUGCAGGGCAACGACAACUGUGACAUUUUGCGUCAAAAUCUGAAUAACUUUUUAACUCCUCUUACGCCACAAGAAGAAGAACUACGCCAGACAGUGAAAGAACGGUUUUUCGACUCUCUUCCAGCGAAACACUGGGAGGGCGUGGAUCCUGCCAAACAUUGGGAGACGAUGCGGCAGCUUCGCUCUCAGUCUACUGGCGCUUCUGUCACAUCAUAGUUUUGACUCUUUGAACGACUCUUUAUGAAAACCCUUCUAUGGCAUAUUUACUCAAGGCAACAUGUGAUUUUCUUGUCACUCCACCCAGCUUCAUGAGCACUCCAUAUAGCAAUAGAAGUGCAAUAAUCUGAUCCCUGAGUCUACGUGUACAUAGGCUUAUAAUUGUGUCGUGAUCGAUAUAGCUGUUCUUCAACAAGCACUUGAUAUUAGUAAGGAAAAAGAGCAGCAGUCUUAGGUAACGACUGUUUUAUCUCAUAUGUUGAGUGUGUAUAUAUUCUCCCAUUAAAAAUAAAGAUAGAAUAAAA